Saccharomyces cerevisiae S288C is the source of this 462-nucleotide messenger RNA. RefSeq names its product Nkp2p (gene NKP2). Gene Ontology annotation, cellular component: kinetochore; nucleus. The transcript has a single exon. Lineage: Eukaryota; Fungi; Ascomycota; Saccharomycetes; Saccharomycetales; Saccharomycetaceae. The record is from RefSeq and is marked reviewed. The coding region runs from base 1 to 462 and encodes 153 amino acids.
AUGAACUCUGAACAGCUGCUGCAUAACUAUGUUUCGGAUUCGCUACUCACUACUCUGAUAAGUUUUCAAGAGUUCAAGCAGCAACUACAGUCGUACACGAGCGACGAGCAACAACUGCAACAUUGGUACGAAUUGCUUCAGGCCAGGGAUGCGCGAGUGACCUCUGAGUUAGAAGCACGAAUCAAGCAGUUUUUCAUAACGUUGCGCUCUAGAUUACUGCGAUUUCUGGAAAGCGAGCAACUAUCACACUCCCUUAGCCUCGAGACACUGAUCGACGCGCUGUACAAGAUUAAUGACCUGUUGCAACAGCGUUUGCAGAUUCUGGAUGAUGCUAUUCAGGAAAAGACCUCGGAACUAGCAGAAUUUGAAAAUAUGGUUCGCUCACCGAGUGCAGGAGACAAUGCCAUUCCUGGCCUAUUACAAAUUAUACAAUCUUAUAUUAAUCUAUUAGAGGAAAACUAG